GGAGUACCCCGCGCGGUGAGGUCGCGCCGCUCGCAGGAGUAUCGGGUGUCGGUGCGCGGUGCGGGCAUGGGCCGCAGUUGAUGCGCGCGCUCGCGCUCAUGUUGCAUUUGUUUUGUUUUGUGAACUGCUGAAACUUCAAAGUGUUGGGCGUAAAGGUAGAGAUGAAGACGGAGCACCGCACUUGCUGCGCGUGCGGCGAGCCGAUCGCGGAUCGAUUCUUGUUGGAGGUGGGCGGCGGCGCGUGGCACACGGGCUGCUUGCGAUGCUGCGUAUGCGCAGUGCAGCUCGACCGCCACCCAUCCUGCUUCCUGCGGGACCGGCAGGUCUACUGCAAGCAGGACUAUGCCAAGAGUUUCGGUGCGAAGUGUUCCAAGUGCUGCCGCGGCAUCUCGUCCUCGGACUGGGUUCGCAAGGCGCGCGAACAGGUCUACCACCUGGCGUGCUUCGCGUGCGACGCGUGCGGCCGCCAGCUCUCCACCGGCGAGCAGUUCGCGCUGCACGAGGACCGCGUGCUCUGCAAGCCGCACUACCUCGAGACGCUUGAUGGUGGAUCCAUCUCGUCUGACGACGGCUGCGACUCCGAGGGCUAUCACAAAAGCAAAGCGAAGCGGGUGAGGACAACCUUCACGGAAGAGCAGCUACAAGUACUGCAGGCGAACUUCCAGUUGGACUCGAACCCCGACGGGCAAGACCUGGAGCGGAUCGCGCAGGUGACCGGGCUCAGCAAGCGGGUUACGCAGGUCUGGUUCCAGAACAGCCGCGCGCGACAGAAGAAGCACCAGCACACCGGCAAGGGAAAGCAGAAUCAAUUGAUGUCGCGGGACGCGGAUCCUGUGGGGUUUGGCCGACCCAUCAACCUCCACCUCACGUAUUCGUUUCAGAACAAGCCGCCGUUCGUCCCUAUAGAUGGAACUUCUUUCACGGAUUCUUCAAUGGAUGAGUUGUCAGAAGACUCCUCGAUCCACUGCAUGCAGAGCGAAGUGUGAGCGGCGCAGGCGGACGCUGCGGUCGUAUAGUCGGCCUCUGGACAUUGUUGUAAAUACUUGCCAUAUUUUAGCGUAUUGUUAUAAUCUAAAUGUAGAAUAUAUUCCGCAACUCAUUUCUUUAAUUAACUAGAAAGGCAAUUAAAGUUCUUUAGUUAUAUACAGGUGUUGCAAUAAGAACGUAUCUUUAAAAUUUGUGAUUGAUUGAGAGCUUCUUUAAGGUGUAGAACGAAAGAUAGGUAACGUAAUUAUUAUAAUAAUGUUAUAUUUCCAGCUUAAGUUUUAAACUAUGUUCUUGAAUUGGACUUGCCAAAGUUGACAGACUCGAACAUUCCAGAAGAAACAACCGAGUAAAACAUAUGAUUCUAAUCGUAUAACUGUUCAUAGACUUCACCGUUGUCGUAGUUUUAGAUGCCUUCUAGGGUUUAGCAUUAUUGCAAAAGUAACGUUGACCUCCGAACUGAUUGUUAUUAUAUUAGUUUUGACUCAAAAUUGGCACUAUUCUGAAAAUAGAAUUGACGCCUUGACAUUAAAGUUACAAAUAAACUUGUAUGUUGUAAAUGAGCCCUCGUUUUUGCAGCACCUGUAUGUGGUAAUAAUAUCUUUAAAUGUUAACGUAGUCUUUCCGACUAUAGGAGUUUUGGUGUUGAUAUUUUAAUAAAUUUUGCUUUCACGAUACAGCCUGUUGUGGUUAAUAAUCGAUGACGCUCCUUGACAGUACAAGCCAAGAGUGGUCAAAAACAUUGUUGUGGUUGAUUAUUUUAAAUCUUAUUUUCAUAAAUGUAACGCUCAUCUUAUGUUGAUACCGUCGCAUUAAGCAUCCUUGUCUGAGAAUUAAUGAAAUUUGAACGGCAAGUGUUUGCAAUAAGGUUUAAAAUAUUUUGACACAGACUUUACUUCGGAGUCCUUUUGUACUGUCAGUGAUCGUCGCCCCAUCGACAUAUCUUUAUAAUGUAUAGAUGUACCUAAGUAGGAUAAGAUAUAUACAAUAUUUUAAGAGUUUUAAUAUCAAUCGCUCGUAUUUAUUGUAAAAAGUUAUAUUUAUUUAUUUAUUUCUAGUAACUGUGAUACGUUCGCUGUUUUGACAGUUCAACAUUGGUUUCAAACAUUUGAUCAAACACUUCACGGUAUUAUUUUAAUUUUUAAGACUACAUAACUUUGUACUCCCACGCAGCAAUUGCGGUGCAACAUUUCACGCGCAAUAUUGAGUUUGUUAUUCUGUAAUGUUACUAGACAUAUUAUGAUGCGCGUCAAAUGUUGCUAACUUUGUCGGACAAUAUAUAUUCCCUGCGCAGUGCCGUGAAAAACAAACUCCCUGAUGUAUUGCAGCUGUGUUGCCAACUUUAUUUGUAUAAAACUUAUAUUAAUUUAUUAACUAGAGAUCGGGCGAUUGCACGGAACAUCAAAUGAUGUAACCAAUACAUGAAGGAUUAAGAGUGUAAUUUGAAUAUUAAACGUUUGGGUACUUAUAGUUUGACCCAAAAUGCCUCAAAAUACCAUAAAAAAUCAUGUUAUAUUACAGACAAUAUGAAAGAUUUGAAUCGAAUUUCGCAUUUAAAAAUAAUGUGAAAAUAUAAGUAUGUUUUCAUUUUUUUAUAAUAUAUUUUGAGCGUACUCCGAAGCGAUAAGUCCACAUAAACUCUAAAUUCUUCACUACCCGUCCAAGUCGCUCGGUCUCAACUUACUGUAUAAUGUAGUACGUCAAUUACAUCGCAAAAGAUAAAUAGCAACUAUUCCCUUCAAUGUUGUAUAUAAAACACCUCAUUCUUUCAAAUACGUGAUAUUCGCUAGUAGUGGAUUGAAUGAUAUUCGUUUCGCUAUUAUAGCAAGUAUUACGUAUUGGAAUAGGCAUAAGCUUCGGGGUACGAGGUAAGCGGUGCGACUUCGACGAUAUGGCGGAGUAAAUUUACAAUUACAAAAGACGCUCUCUAAAUAUUCCCUUUCAUUGACGUCGGUUGGUAUAUAGCGGUCGCUAAAUGACGUCACCACUCUCUUACACCCAAGCUUAAAGUGUACAUUUCUUGAUAUCUCCUAAUUUAUAGUAGUUAUAAUCACGUACGUUGUAACGUCUCGUCAUUUUUUAUCACAUUUCAUAAUUUUAUUCUGUACAAAUUCUUGAAUAUAUAACGUUGGUUAAUA
Manduca sexta (tobacco hornworm) is the source of this 3122-nucleotide messenger RNA. It is a transcript of the gene Awh, whose product is annotated as LIM/homeobox protein Awh. Gene Ontology annotation, biological process: neuron differentiation; regulation of transcription by RNA polymerase II. Gene Ontology annotation, molecular function: RNA polymerase II transcription regulatory region sequence-specific DNA binding; DNA-binding transcription factor activity, RNA polymerase II-specific. NCBI's taxonomy places the organism in Eukaryota, Metazoa, Arthropoda, Insecta, Lepidoptera, Sphingidae. The coding region runs from base 162 to 986 and encodes 274 amino acids. The transcript is spliced from 6 exons. Gene Ontology annotation, cellular component: nucleus. The record is from RefSeq and is a predicted model, not a curated record.